This is a messenger RNA of Penicillium riverlandense, 1305 nucleotides long. Its product is annotated as prephenate dehydrogenase (NADP(+)). The record is from RefSeq and is a predicted model, not a curated record. Gene Ontology annotation, molecular function: NAD+ binding; prephenate dehydrogenase (NAD+) activity; prephenate dehydrogenase (NADP+) activity. Gene Ontology annotation, biological process: L-tyrosine biosynthetic process. Bases 1 to 1305 code for a protein of 434 amino acids. Lineage: Eukaryota; Fungi; Ascomycota; Eurotiomycetes; Eurotiales; Aspergillaceae. The transcript has 7 exons.
AUGGGACUCACCAAGGACAAUGCCUCGAUUGGCAUUAUUGGCAUGGGCGAUAUGGGCAAGAUGUAUGCCCAGCGCCUGAGUGAUGCCGGAUGGAGGAUCAUCGCCUGUGACAGACCUGAGAACUAUGAAUCCUUACAACAAGAGUUCGCUUCUCAACCAAGGGUCACCAUCCUGCCGAAUGGCCAUCUCGUUUCCAGACUUAGCGAUUUCAUUCUUUACAGUGUAGAGGCCGGGAUAAUCGACAAGGUAGUGGCACAGUUCGGGCCCUCAACCAAGGCCGGCGCCAUCGUCGGCGGCCAAACGUCCUGCAAAGCCCCCGAGCUCGCGGCGUUCGAAAAACACCUGCCCCCGGAUGUAGAGAUUGUAUCCUGCCAUUCGCUCCAUGGCCCCAAGGUCAAUCCCCAGGGACAGCCGCUGGUCCUGAUCCAACAUCGAGCCUCGGACGAAAGCCUGCGAUUCGUCGAAGAGAUCCUAUCGUCGUUCGGGUCCAAAAUGGUCUACCUCACCGGCGAGCUGCAUGACCGCAUCACCGCCGACACCCAAGCUGUCACACACGCCGCCUUCCUCAGCAUGGGCACCGCGUGGGAAGCCAACCAACAGUUUCCCUGGGAGAUCUCACGCUGGGUCGGCGGGAUCGAGAACGUCAAGAUCAACAUCACCCUCCGCAUCUACUCGAACAAAUGGCACGUCUAUGCCGGCCUGGCCAUCCUCAACCCGGCGGCCAAGCAGCAGAUCCGCCAGUACGCACAGUCCGUCACCGAGCUGUAUAAACUCAUGAUUGGGGGACAACGGGAUGAGCUGAAGCGCCGCGUGAAAGCGGCCGGCGCAUCGGUCUUCAAGGCCGGCACGGAGGGACAAGACCUUUUGCUGAAGGACGAGGUGCUGGAUCGGUUUUCUCUGUCCAACCGCUCGCGCGAGAUGUCGCCUCCAAACAGCCAUUUGAGUCUGCUGGCGAUUGUGGACUGCUGGUCGAAAUUGGGGAUUGUUCCCUAUGACCACAUGAUCUGUUCGACUCCGCUGUUUCGUCUUUGGCUGGGCGUCACGGAAUACUUGUUCCGCAAUCCGGAGCUGCUCGAUGAAGCACUCGACACGGCGAUUGACGACAACACCUUCCGGUCGGACGAUUUGGAGUUUACCUUUGCAGCACGGGCCUGGUCCGACUGUGUAUCCUUUGGAGACUUUGAAUCCUAUCGGGACCGCUUCGAGCGGAUCCAGCAGUACUUCUCGCCUCAAUUCCCCGAGGCAGCGAAACUGGGCAAUGAGAUGAUGAAGACGAUUCUGGAGAAGACGGAAAACAAGGCAUAA